UAAAACCACCACCAGCUUGCCGGGUGUGACUGGUUCAAAAAAAAUCAGCAGAGCGACGAAAGAACCUCAGUUUUCCUUCUAAAAAGUUUUAGUUUUUGUAAAAAAAAAAAACACUUCCACACCAAAGAUGCCGAGCAGCGGCUCCCCGGCUGGUUCUGACAGGAUGUUCUGCAGGCUGGUGGACGAGGAGGACCAGUUGGACCACAGUCCAGAUGUGCAGUUAAACGCCCACCCACUGACACUCCUGAUGACCAGGGGGCCGGUACGGUACCGCAUCGCCACCAUCUGCCUGACCACAAUGUGCGGCAUUCUGCUGAUCUCCAUCAUCGCCAUCAGCGCACACUACAAGGGCAAGGCUGCUGGUGGCGCGGCGGCACAGGACGUGGACGCAAUGAGCGCCACCAUCAGCAAGCUGCAGCAGGAGAAGGCGGAGCUGCAGAGCGAACUGGCCGCCAGGGCCGCCGCAACAGGUGGAGGGCGCCACACGGGGCUAGCUGACGUGGAGGUCAAAGAAUCAGGUCCGAAAACAGUGGCGCCCACGAUGCGGGUGGCGCCGACUCCUAUCCUGUGUCCGAUGGAGUGGUUCCUCUUCAACGGCAGCUGCUACUACAUCUCGCGGGUGUCCAGGGACUGGCCGGAGAGCAAGUCCUACUGCGAGAGCAAAGGAGCUCACCUGGCCAUCGUCAUCACGGCUGAGGAGCAGACCUUCCUGUGGGAUCAACUUCCCAGAGGCCACUGGAACGCGUUCUGGAUCGGGAUCACCGACGGCCACACGGAGGACAAGUGGAUCUGGGUCGACGGGACGCCGCUGAUAACUGGCUUCUGGGAGGAGGGCGAGCCCAACAACCACAUCGACGAGGACUGCGGCUACAUCGUGAAGACCCAAGUCCUGGAGCGCGUGGCGGUUCGAAGCUGGUACGACGCCCCUUGCGACAUGUACCGCCGCUUCAUCUGCGAGAAGGAGAUGGGUGGCGCUCGCAGUACCGCCCUUCCUCACUGAAG
Messenger RNA from Nerophis ophidion (straightnose pipefish), 1002 nucleotides. Its product is annotated as CD209 antigen-like. Lineage: Eukaryota; Metazoa; Chordata; Actinopteri; Syngnathiformes; Syngnathidae. The record is from RefSeq and is a predicted model, not a curated record. The coding region runs from base 128 to 1000 and encodes 290 amino acids. The transcript has 5 exons.